This is a messenger RNA of Exophiala aquamarina CBS 119918, 1218 nucleotides long. RefSeq lists its product as uncharacterized. Gene Ontology annotation, molecular function: heme binding; monooxygenase activity; iron ion binding. Bases 1 to 1218 code for a protein of 405 amino acids. The record is from RefSeq and is a predicted model, not a curated record. The transcript has 3 exons. NCBI's taxonomy places the organism in Eukaryota, Fungi, Ascomycota, Eurotiomycetes, Chaetothyriales, Herpotrichiellaceae.
AUGGUGCGAAAGCUUUUCGCCAGUAUCCUGAAUUCGACCCGAUGCGAUGGCUAUAUUAAGAUUCAGCAAGCCGAAGCGAUUGUGGCUCUACACGACAUUUUCAAGCAGCCGACCUUGUUUGCAGACCAUAUCCACCGAUACUCACUCAGCGUGACGCGGAGCAUCUCCUAUGGACAACGAGUAAUGUCACACGACGACCCCAUUGCCACUAAACUCUCGAGCGUGGUCGCAAACUUUUCGUACGCCAUGACACCGGGAAGAUUUCUUGUUGAAUCGAUGCCAAUAUUACUCCGCCUCCCUCGCUUUAUGAACCCCUGGCUCGCACUCCUGGAGAGAUUUAGAGAUGAGGAAGAUGCACUGAGUCUGGAGAAUUAUCGCAACGCCCUCGAACGAGGAAAGAAGCAUCCGAAACAGAAGACGAUCGUGAAAGACCUUCAGGAGCUAAGGGCGGGCAAUGAGUCGAUCAGUGAAAUUCAAGCAGCCACGACUUGUGCUGAGAUCCUUCAGACUGGUGCGGACACGACAGCGAACUCUUUGGUCAUUUUGAUCUUGGCGUGCCUCGCAUUUCCAGAGGUCCUUGCCAAAGCUCACGAAGAAUUAGACCGCGUGAUCGGUUGUGAUCGCUUCCCUACGUGGGAGGACGAGCCGAACCUCCCUUACAUCAGGGCUAUGAUCAAAGAACAGCAUAGAUGGAACACCAUCGCUCCAAUGAGUUUCGCACAUUACACGAAUGCCGAAGACGAGUACAACGGGUACCGGAUCCCGAAAGGAACAGUCGUUCGGAUCAAUACCUGGGCGAUGCAUCACGACCCCGAGCGAUAUCCAGAGCCAUUCCGCUACAAUCCGGACCGGUUCCUCGACCAUAAGCUCAGUGCCUCGGCCUAUGCCAACGGCAGUGAUGUAGCUGCGCGGGACCAUUUCUCGUAUGGUGGCGGGAAACGGAUUUGCGUUGGCAUGCAUUUGGCGGAGCGGUCCUUGUUCACCAUGGCGUCUCGAUUACUUCAAACUUUCGAGAUCAAACCCGCCUUAGAUGAGAAUGGACAAGAGAUUCCUGUGGAUACUAGUUCCUCCAGGUUCAGCAGCUCACUGAUCUCGGUUGCUCUGCCAUUCCAAGCCCGCUUCAAGGUCAGAAACGCGGCAGUUGAGCACCUACUUGAAAAGGAGUGGAUAGAGACUGCCCGCGAGGGAAAAGUUGAAAGUUGGGAGGGCGUGUUAUGA